CGGAGGCAGCAAAGCAACCCCAAAACAUCAUUGAGCCUCCAUGUUUCACGGAACAUGAACCAGCAGCAGUGGCUUCUUCUGUUGGUGACAAUGUGCCUUGUGACUUGUCACGCGCAACAACUUUUUUCAGGAAAGAUUGGUCUGCCAGGAAAAGAUGACCUAAAAAUACCGACAGUUACAGGAUUGCCAGGUUCAGGGCUACCAGUUGUAAUAAAGGGCACUCUUGGAAAAGAUGGAAUUAUGGGAAGUAAUUGUCUUCCAGGUGUACAAGCAUUAGAAGAGAAAAGUCUAACUGGGCUGGCAACAUUGGUUCUGAAAUUGCAACUUCAGCAAUUGGAACUCAGAAAUCAAAUCAGCAGAUUGGAAAGAGCUCUCCUUCUGAAAGAAAUUAUUCAAAAAGUAGGGGGAAAGAUACUGGCCACCAAUGGAAAAGAAGUUGAUUUUACCACUGCCAAAACCACCUGUGAAUCAGUUGGAGGACGAAUUGCCACUCCGGUUAAUGACAAAGAAAACAACGCCAUCCUAACGUUUGUGAAGGAGUUAAACAGAUACGCAUUUCUGGGCGUUAAAGAGGGUUUGUUGACUGGCAAAUUCAAUUACUUAGAUGGAACACCUGUAAAGUACACUAACUGGUCAAAAAAUGAACCCAAUGGUAAAGGGCAAGAACCGUGCGUAGAAAUGUACACUGAUGGCAAAUGGAAUGACAAAGGCUGCAACCAAAACCGUCUCACUAUUUGUGAAUUGUAAAUCUUUAUUGACAGAUUGUUGAUACUUAUCUGAUACACUGUAGCUGCUACUUAGUUCUAAAAAUGGUUUAAAGGAAUAGU
Messenger RNA from Bombina bombina (fire-bellied toad), 827 nucleotides. RefSeq names its product pulmonary surfactant-associated protein A. Lineage: Eukaryota; Metazoa; Chordata; Amphibia; Anura; Bombinatoridae. The transcript is spliced from 5 exons. Gene Ontology annotation, molecular function: signaling receptor activity. Bases 55 to 747 code for a protein of 230 amino acids. The record is from RefSeq and is a predicted model, not a curated record.